Messenger RNA from Cooperia oncophora, 330 nucleotides. The record is from the annotation of a GenBank genome assembly. Lineage: Eukaryota; Metazoa; Nematoda; Chromadorea; Rhabditida; Trichostrongylidae.
AUGAGUGACAGCUCCUCCCCAGUUCCUUCUGUGUCGUGUGACGAAUCAGUGGACAGAGAAGAAGAAUCGGGUGCUUCCUCCGAGCCGUGUUCCGCUGCAGAGGAAACCUCACCUACGAAACCGCUCGAACGAAGGAGAGGUGAAAAAGAGGCUGACUACUACGAGAGAAGGCGGAAGAACAACGACUCUGCUCGGCGUUCCCGCGAAGUUCGGCGACUAAGAGAAGCGGCCAAUCGACAGCAAGUUGAAGCUUUAAAAACGACAAACGUACAUUACGUGCCCAAAUCGCUAUGCUUCGACUGGAAGUCAGUCAACUCUCACUGGUGCUAA